UUGAUAAUUUGACUGUCCGUCGAAUCAGAUUCGAUGUUAUGUUUUUAUCCUACCUACAAUAUUAUUAGAAAAAUUUAAAAAAUUGCAACGUUGGACGCGUGGCCCCACUCCCGCCGCUGAUACACACGAGCGCAAACUCAGCAAGCUGGGUCCAAAUUGGUGCAGAACGAUCAGCUGUCACGCAUCUGACGUGUUGAACACAAACAAAUCUGAUAUCCGGGGUGCUAUGCUGUUGGCAAGAUGAACGGUGCGUUUUACGAGCAGCUAGGGGGUGUGGCUGGUUUAUUCGAGCAAUGGGGCACGUGUGAACGAACUGUUGUUGCAUGUGCGCUGGCUCGAAGGGUCCCCUGGCCUGGCCUAAGACUUGUACAAAGAGCUGUGGAGGCAGCUCUGCAGAGCCAUAUCGAAGACGAGCGGCUAGAGAGAGAUGCCAAUGAUGAGACCCUACUGGCAAGUUUACUCGCUGCCAGGGCGGAAGAUGAUGAUCAAGAAGACGGUGAGCGGCUCCGGCAGCUGGUGCGGCUGGUGCCGCUGCUGCGCACGGACAACGAGCGCGCCAAGAGCGUGCUGGUGGGCGCGGCGCCCGCGCUCGUGCAGCGCGUGCUGGACGCGCCGCGCCGCGCCGUGGCGCCCGAGCUGUGCCGGCAGCUGCUGUCCUACCUGCUCGUGCACCCCGCGCUCAGCGUGCACGACCAGAGGACGUUGACGCAAUGGCUUCGCUAUUUAGAAAAUCAUAUAUCAGGCAACAGAAACACGGAAUCGGUUUGGCAACAGAGGAUAGACCCGUGUCUUUUACCCGACUCGAACAUUUGGGCGAACAACAAUAGCUUUAGACGAACCAUCGGCAAGAACGUCGAGUUCAGAGGAAUACUAGACUCAGUAGACCAAACGUCUUAUACGGACAUUUUACAAGAAUCCUUCUCCAAGAACGGGAGAGACGUGGACCUCAGCCUAGAUGGUGAAAUUUUAAAUUUUGACGCGGCGAUAGUUCAGCCCAAGUCCCAAAGAUCGAACAGUUUAACCCCUCCUUCCAGUAGUUUUAUGCAGACGUCGUCAUCUGCUGAGAACCUAAGUGAUGAACCUUUCGUCCAGAAACCUAGGAGUUUUUCCCUCUCUAGUGAACAUAGUUUAAGCCAAUUACGACCUAUUAGUAUAAUGUAUGGAACGACGGGGAGCGAAACUAGACUAGACGACCUCAGAUCGAAUAACUUCACGGAACAUCCGGGCAUGUCGACCGUGGCGCAAUGGCUCAAGAGUUUAAGGCUACAUAAAUACGUGUGGCUGUUCACGAACAUCACGUAUGACCAGAUGAUGGCGAUGGACGAGAAAUAUCUUGAAAAAUUAGGUGUAACAAAAGGUGCUCGACACAAAAUCCUCUUGUCCAUUAAGAAAUUGAAUGAACGGGGAGCAAUACUAGAAGGAAUCCAAGCAGAGCUGGCUUCGAACAAUGGGUCGGUAUUGAGGGCAUUGGAGAGGUUAAGAGGUGUGCUUUUAUCGCCGAUGCCUCCAGGGUCUGACCUUCCAUCUGCUGUUGUUGCAGCUCUUGAUCUUGUAGCGAGAGCAUCGCAGUCACGUGUGUAUGCGACAGCCGCGCGAGCCGAGCCCGGCGCGCUCGACCCCGUGUCGCUGCACUGCUGGCUCAUCGAGAAGGCGCUGCACCACGAGGCCUUCUCGAGCGCCGAGCUGCAGAGCGCGCUGCGCCGCCUGCGUCACCGCCUGCCGCCGCGACAGUUCUUCCACCUCGUGGGCGACGCGCCGCACCGCCGCCUCAAGCACAGGUGGCGCACGCCGCAGUGCCCGCUGCGCCGCUGGGCGCCCCCCCCGCGCGGCAAGUCGCACUCGUACCCGCCCUUCCCCCCGCACGGCCUGCCGCGCCCCCCGCCGCCGCCCGCCGACGACUACUCCAGCCUCGACGCGCUGUGCCUGCAGAUGACGGAGCAGGCCAUCAACUAGUGACGCGAGCCGAGUACGAGGAAUGUCAAUUAUUUUAUGUAAAGGUAAUAUAUAGACCCGUGCUGUGGCCGGAGCUCGUAUCGUUUGCCCGUUUGUUGGGUAAUGCUUGUAUCGUAACGGUGACAGUAUCGAAAUUUAAGUGAUCUUAUUAUUUAUUGGACGGUGUGAAUUUUAUUUGAAUGUUAUUAGACCAUUAAGUUUGCAAUAUUUCUCUAUACAUUUUAAUUAGGUGACUCGACUUAACUUUACACUGCAAACAUUUCAUUGACUUUUAUUAAUUGUAUUCACUGAGAAUCAAAUGUGACACCGCAAUGAACUUUUGCAUUAUAUUCAUCAUGUGAAUAUAAAUAUUAUUAAUUUUAUUUAUAUUAAUUAUUAUUGCUAUUAUAUUAAUUAUAAUUAAUUUAUAAUCAGAGAGGUGUGUCGUUUUUAUUUGUAAGUCAAAACAGAAACACAAUGAAUACAAAAACAUUUAUUUACGAGACAACUAUAUUGAAAGCACAUUUAUUAUCUGUGACGAAAACAUAGACAUUAAGCAUCUAUACAUUAAGAUAAGAUAAUAAGAAACAAUUACAUCGACUGUAUCCGCCUCUGUCGAAAAUAGUUUAAUAUGAAGAUAAUAACAUGAACAAUACACUUAAGUCUUCAUAUUCAAUUGAAGAGAUAUUAUAAUUCACUUUUUAUGUGAAUUUUUGUAAAUAUCAUGUUUUCUUUUAUUACAAAUAUAUUAGCUAUUUGUAUAAAUGCUAUAUCCUAAUUUCUUUGGUGCUAUUCUGCAAGUUUUUAUUUUUCAGUAAGUCAUUAGUGAUAACUUAGCUAGGGCUAGAAACUGUUAUAAUUUAUAAUUACGUUUAGAAACAAUGGGUAAUAUAGCGGAGCUUAUAAUAGAAUAAUGGGCACAAAUCGGCCUAAAACGAUUAGACGGAAUGGAGGUCAUUUGAAUGUAGAUUUUAUGAUAUUUGUUGUCUGUGGAGUGUUUGUUGACAUUUAUUAUCUGUUACAAAUUGCACUGCCGUAAUCCGGCAAUAAUAUUGUGCAUAAACUUAAAAAAUAGACAUAUAAGUAAUUGUUGACUGACUGCAUAAUUUAUAUAGCAAAUGUUCAUUUCCAUAGAUUAUUAAUUUUAUUUUGUUUUAAUGACAUUAUAUUUAUAUUGUAAAUCUUAGACUGGAUCAAAAAUUUUGAUUGAAUUUUGUGCAAUUUUAUAUUAGUUUGAAAUUUUUCAAUGAAAAUAAACAUAAAUUACAAUAUAUGCUUUGUGUUUAAUAUUAUAUUAUUUUAUUUAUAAAUCUGAUAAUUGUUUUGACAAU
Molecule: messenger RNA, 3263 nt
Organism: Nymphalis io (European peacock)
Lineage: Eukaryota; Metazoa; Arthropoda; Insecta; Lepidoptera; Nymphalidae
Gene: smg
Product: protein Smaug
Exons: 7
Coding region: 241-1953 (570 amino acids)
Biological process (GO): regulation of mRNA stability; nuclear-transcribed mRNA poly(A) tail shortening; negative regulation of translation
Cellular component (GO): P-body
Molecular function (GO): protein binding; mRNA binding; translation repressor activity
Source: RefSeq, a predicted model, not a curated record